CAUCGCCAGCCCAGCAGUGUCUGCUCAGUGGCUGCUGCUAUGGUAAUGGUGCGUGGAGCAUCGAGACGUUAGUGGUCAUAUUAACGUCCCGGUUUAGACUUAAAAGCGAGUAGAGACGCGGAAGUAAACAAAAAAGGACUUACGCAUUGGAGAAUAUGAACACAGUGGACGCACCAUGCCGACCCGCCGCCUCUCUGAAAUUCACUAUUGACAACAUCCUCAAUCUCAAAACAAGCGGGAGGAACAGUGGCAGUUGUCACUCCGCCGGGCUGCAGGAUGACUCGUCCACGGCGAUGCGUAAAGACGGUUUCCAGAGCCAUCAUGAGGAGCAUGUAGCCAAGCAGCGACAGGACCCGGGCAGCAGGCUUAACGAAAAAGAGUUGAUCACAGUCUGCAGCGGAGCAACGGACACGGUAAUCAUCAGCCGCGGAGACCCGAAGAAGGCGACGGAUGUGCGCUUCGACAGCGGGGACAGCAGCUGCGACGACAGCAGCUCCACCACCACGGCCACGGACAACCACAAGGGAGGCAACCCCGCCAAGAAGAACAAAAUGAUAACGAAAAAGAAAACACGCACUAUCUUUUCCAAGAGACAGAUUUUCCAGUUGGAGUCUACCUUCGACAUGAAACGCUAUCUGAGCAGCGCAGAGCGCGCCUGCCUCGCCAGUUCGCUCCAGCUCACGGAGACCCAGGUGAAAAUAUGGUUUCAGAAUCGCAGGAAUAAAUUGAAACGACAAAUCUCGACCGAAAUCGACGGACCUGUUACCGAUUUCCCCGAGACUGGAAAGCCCGUGGUGAUGGGGCAGCUCCCGGCCUUGUACAAAGAGAGCAACCUGCUGGGGAGAUGCCUGCUGCCCAUGCCUCUGCCCGUUGUAUACCCGGGGAGCAGCACGCCUUAUCUCUGCUUCACAAAUGCCAGCAAGUAUUUCAGCCUGUAUGAUGGGGACGUAUGAUGGCGUCAUUAAUUCUUCACGUGAAAGAGACACUUUUUGGUGGUCUGUAGCGAAGUUUCAAGCAUUUGAAGGUGUUUAGAUGGUGGGCCAGACCUGCGGCCUUAGCCUACUGUUUAUGAAGACUGCAAGUACAACAACAGAGGAGUAGUUGCAUAUCACUUACAUUUUUUUGCUGAUUCGGUAUUAUUUAUUAUUCCGUCAAAGCUAUGGGUUUUGUAUAGGCCCGACACUAAACCUGCGAGAGGAACACAUAGCCGCUUUAUAGGAAAUAGCAGGCUAAGCUAAUGAUAGCCUGAAGGAGGCCUAAAACGUAAUCUAUCCCAACAUUUUAUUGUUUACAUGACAUGGCAUUAUUAUUAUUAUUAUUAUUAUUAUUAUUAUUAUUAUUAUUAUUAUUAUUAUUAUUAUUAUUAUUAUCGACAGCAGCAUUUCCAGCAGCCUACGCCACCAAAGAAAUUAUAGCCUAGCUAUUUGCAUGCAUUUACUGUAUCAUAAUGAAUUUUGAAUUACUGAAAUUAUCUAUGUAUUUAAAUGAAUGUAAUUAACAUUUUAUUAUAUCUUUCACGCAU
Messenger RNA from Cottoperca gobio, 1522 nucleotides. RefSeq names its product H6 family homeobox 4 (gene hmx4). NCBI's taxonomy places the organism in Eukaryota, Metazoa, Chordata, Actinopteri, Perciformes, Bovichtidae. Bases 156 to 953 code for a protein of 265 amino acids. Gene Ontology annotation, cellular component: nucleus. The transcript is spliced from 2 exons. Gene Ontology annotation, molecular function: DNA-binding transcription factor activity, RNA polymerase II-specific; RNA polymerase II transcription regulatory region sequence-specific DNA binding. Gene Ontology annotation, biological process: regulation of transcription by RNA polymerase II. The record is from RefSeq and is a predicted model, not a curated record.